Molecule: messenger RNA, 223 nt
Organism: Funneliformis mosseae
Lineage: Eukaryota; Fungi; Glomeromycota; Glomeromycetes; Glomerales; Glomeraceae
Source: the annotation of a GenBank genome assembly
UUAUCUUCUUCGAUUGUUUAUACUAAACCUACAAAGGAACAAAAAGAAUAUUUUAAACAAAAGUCUGUUGUUGAAAAUACUCAUUUAUCAAUAAACAGCUGGCUUAAAAAAUUUGAAAAUUACCGCAAAACAGUUAGACUGGCUGUUGAUUUACUUGAUCAAAAACAAUUUCCUUAUUUACUUUUGAUACUUGAUGGUAAAUUAAAAGAAUUAGUUAAAGUUG